AUGAAAACUCCAUUUACAUUGGCACGUUUGAGGAGGCAGAAGUCUCUAGAAGGAAUAUCAGGGACAGUAAAGGGUAACUACCGCACUGGGUCUUUGUAUUUAAUGUUUGUGUGUUUAGGGAUGGGCACAGCAGCAGGUGUGCUGGGUGUGCCUCGCUGUUCCCUCCUGUUCCGCCGAAGAUUGCUCGCCAAAGCGGUAAGUCCAGUUUCAGUAGGAGAUGGGAGCGGAGCAUGGCUGCAGGUGGGCUCUUACAGAGGGGACCAGGGGCAGCGCUUACCCCUCCGCUGUAGCGGGGGGAGCUUUCGGGACACCUCGGCGGGGGAUCUCCGCCGGUGUACAGGCGGUGGGGCUCCGCGGGAGCGGGACGGCGAGAUGCAGAGGGAGAGGGACGGCGGGACGCAGAAGGACCGAGACGGCGGGAUGCAGAGGGAGCGGGAAGGCUCCCGCGCCCCGGGGACAAGUGGCGUGGAGGGUCGGCAGGUGCAUCCGGAGGAGGGAAGAAAUAAGAAACAAAAUUUCAUCACUUUCAAGAAGGGUGCAGUUGAUACACAGAAUGGUACACGAGGCUUGAUUGAGAGAUCUUGGAGUGGAUGGCACAAGGUGGUCAGCGCUGCAGAGACAAUCAUCCUUCCUUCUCUGAUUGGGAUUAUCUCUUCAACAGGCUUAGUUGGAAAUAUCCUCAUUGUGUUCACAAUAAUAAAAACCCAGAAAAAAACUAUCCUAAAUAUCUACAUCUGCAAUCUGGCUAUAGUACAUUUGGUUCAUAUCAUUGGCAUGCCCUUUCUCAUACACCAGUGGGUAUGUGGAGGCGAGUGGGUUUUUGGUAGCCCUCUUUGCGCCAUCACUACCUCCCUGGACACAUGCAACCAGUUUACAUGCAGUGCCAUUAUGAUUGCAAUGAGUUUGGGCAGGUACCUACAUUUGGAGCAGCCGAGACUGACAAGCAUGAGAAAAUGUGUUACUGCACUGUAUCCAGGAAAACAAUGUCCACACAGCAAAAGCCAGGACCACCCAACAGAUAGGUAUACACUUUAUCUCACCAUAACUUUCUUUUUUCCUUUACCGUUGAUAUUUAUUUGCUAUAUUUUAGUUUUAUAUUACACAUGGAAGAUAUAUCAGCAAAACAAGAAAGGAGGAAGUUACACCACCAGUAUCCCCAGGCAGAGAGUUAUGAGGCUCACUAAGAUGGUGCUUGCUCUGAUCAGUGCGUCUGUGGUAAGCACUACCCCCUUCCAUGUGAUCCAGCUCAUGAAUCUUCAGGUUUCUUAGCCGACCCUGACCUUCUAUAUGAGCUACUACAUCUCCAUGUGCCUCAGCUAUGCCAGCAGCAGCGUUAAUCCUUUUUUCUACAUCCUGCUUAGUGGAAACUUCCAGAAGCAUCUCCAGCGAUGCACAAAUAUGGAAUUCAGGAUGGCAGAAGGGAUGUCAACAUCAUUGAAAACACUCUCAAGUUUUAAAAAGAAGGUUCUUCUCCCAAGAAAAAAUGCCAUGUCUAUAUGUAGAUUUUAUUUGUUGCAAUAG
Molecule: messenger RNA, 1521 nt
Organism: Neopelma chrysocephalum (saffron-crested tyrant-manakin)
Lineage: Eukaryota; Metazoa; Chordata; Aves; Passeriformes; Pipridae
Gene: MCHR2
Product: melanin concentrating hormone receptor 2
Biological process (GO): neuropeptide signaling pathway
Cellular component (GO): membrane; neuron projection
Molecular function (GO): G protein-coupled receptor activity; neuropeptide binding
Source: RefSeq, a predicted model, not a curated record